AUGAAAUUUUGUCCUGUGUUCCUGCCCCUCAGAAUUAGAAAGAAGGCAUUAGAGAGGAGAGAGGAAACAAUUAUUGUGGAUCGGGCUUGCAGACAAGAAACUCUUGCUUAUGAGAUGGAGUCGCAUGCAAUUGGAAAGAGGCCAGAGAAUCCAGCAGAUCUAGUUGAGGAGGGAGAACUGCUUUUAACUCUGAACAUCUUCUAUCCUGUCAUAUUUCAGAAGCAUAAAGAUCACAAACCUUAUCAGACAGUCCUUGUACUGGGCAGCCAGAAGCUCACCGAGCUGAGAGACUCAAUUUCCUGUGUCAGUGACCUCCAGAUAGGUGGCGAGUUCAGCAGUCAGCCAGAUCAAGCACCAGAGCACAUCAGCAAGGAUCUCUACAAGUCUGCUUUUUUUUAUUUUGAAGGCAUCUUUUAUAAUGAUAAAAGAUAUCCAGAGUGCAGAGAUCUCAGCAGGUACAGUAUUUGUAGACAUGACUAA
This is a messenger RNA of Apaloderma vittatum (bar-tailed trogon), 480 nucleotides long. RefSeq names its product snRNA-activating protein complex subunit 3-like. Gene Ontology annotation, cellular component: snRNA-activating protein complex. The transcript has 4 exons. The record is from RefSeq and is a predicted model, not a curated record. NCBI's taxonomy places the organism in Eukaryota, Metazoa, Chordata, Aves, Trogoniformes, Trogonidae. Gene Ontology annotation, biological process: snRNA transcription by RNA polymerase III; snRNA transcription by RNA polymerase II. Gene Ontology annotation, molecular function: bent DNA binding; RNA polymerase III type 3 promoter sequence-specific DNA binding; RNA polymerase II cis-regulatory region sequence-specific DNA binding. Bases 1 to 480 code for a protein of 159 amino acids.